ACUCCGCGAAGGGAAUAAACCACCGCCACCACAUUCGACGCAGUGCUGACGCCGAGUCUGACACUCGGCAUUCGCGCACCGGUCGCAGUUGUUCUUCGUCGCUCAUCGUGUCAGUGUGACCAGAACCCUUCGGUGGGAAGCCAUGGAGUUUUUAUCGGCCGGCAGAUCGGCCACAUCCUUCCUGGUCGCCGCGCUUCUCGUCGCCUGCGCUUGCCAUGCUAACGCUGCAAGUGGACGCGUGCGACGCGCCUCGCCGUCCGAGGACUUCGACUGCCCGUUUCCCGACGGACUGUUCGCCGACCCGGAGACCUGCCGUCGCUUCUACAUCUGCUCGGGCGGCACUCCCUUCAGCCAGACGUGCCCGCCUUCGCUCUACUUCGACGACAUCAAGAAGUUCUGCACCUUCAAGAACAAGGAGCUCACCUGCGGACCCGUUGAAAGCACGACCACGGAGCGGCCCAAGCCGGAUCCGGACACGGCGCCCAAGUGCGACCCGACGUGCGUGCUGCCGGAGUGCUACUGCAGCCCGGACGGGACGCUCAUCCCGGGGGGACUGGAGCCCAAGGACGUGCCCCAGAUGGUGCUCAUGUCCUUCGACGGGGCCCUGAACAACAUGAACUUCCCCCACUACCGGGCCCUGCUGAACAAGGAGCACCGCAAGAACCCCAACGGCUGUCCCAUACGCGCCACCUUCUUCGUCUCGCACGAGUACACCAGCUACUUCUACGCGCAGAGGAUGUUCGCCGACGGGCACGAGAUCGGAUCGCUGAGCGUCACGCACCGUGGUCCAGAGAGCUGGUGGUCCAAGGCCAAGUACGAGAACUGGACCGAAGAGAUGGUGGGCAUGCGCGAGAUCUUGUCUCGGUUCGGAAACAUCUCCAAGGAGAAUGUGCUCGGCAUGCGCGCUCCCUACUUGAAGCCAGGUGGCAACGCCAUGCUCAACAUGAUCUACGACUUCGCCUUCGCCUACGACUCGUCGUUCGCCGCGCCGCCCAGCAAGACACCGCUCUGGCCGUACACGCUCGACCACCGCAUCCCGCACCAUUGCGUCAACAAGGGCUGCCCUACGCACUCGUACCCGGGAGUGUGGGAGGUGCCGCUGAAUACACUAUACAGCGAGGAUGGCACCGGCGGUCAGUGCGUGCUCGCCGACCAGUGCGUCUUCCCCGACGACGAAGACACCGUGUUCGAGUUCCUGCUCGAAAACUUCCUGCGCCACUACCGCACCAACCGGGCACCACUGGGACUGUACUUUCACGUCAACUGGUUCACCGACAAGGUCAAGACAAAGGCGCUGCACCGAUUUGUAGACCACAUACUUAACAACUACGAUAACGCCUGGUUCGUCACCAUGCAACAGGCGCUGCUGUGGAUGCGCUCGCCAAGACGCGUUGCCGAGUUGCGCGAUUUCGAGGCGUGGGCUUGCCCCAAGCGCGAGCCUGCCUGCAACCUGCCCACCACGUGCGCACUUCCUUUUUCGGACGAGCACUCGUACGGUGACCUGCGCUACAUGGAGACGUGCACUGCGUGCCCAGCGCGUUACCCGUGGAUCGGCAACUACGGUGGCCAACAGGUCGGCAAGAUGAUCAUGGACCAAGUGGCCGAACAGAACCAGCAGUCGGGUGCUGUCGAAGGCUCCGGCAGCGAUGAAGACUACAACGUCACCAGCGCUGCAGUCUAGUGGCCUCGUCUCAUGCGCGCCACUCCCGAGGUCGUGGGUGAUGAGGCACUGAACUCGAGGCAGGCUAGAUUUUUCUCUCACCGAGAACCAGAGGGACAAAAACUAGCAAAUGAUUCGACAAUUCCCCUCACAAAUUGGGACAGCCGUGUGUUGUUGACUAUGCAUCCUAAAUGUCAGAGGAACUGGGCAUUACAAUUUUAUUAGACCUAACCAAAAUGUCAAAGCAGCCUCACCCCCUUGCUUUAGAGUGCCAAUUUGAGAACUCCCCCUCCUUCAUGAAAACACACACACAGGCACGCACGCACGCACACACACACACACACACACACACACACAUUUUUUUAUCGCUAACAAUGACACCCAGGCAGACAUCGUCAAAGCCAAAGUACGCCUUGACCGAACAUGCACGGCGAUGGCAGAUGCCGGGUUAUACAUCAACAGAAAGCUAAGUGCAAUGCAAGGGUAACCCUAUAAACCGAUUGAGAACAAAUUUCUUUUCAGAAAAACAAUUACCAUCACAUCGCUGCCUGACAAAUGGUGGCUUGUAUUCUGAUAAUGCCAGCCUGUCUGUCGCACUGAAAAGGAGAAAUGACAGAACCAUUGCGAGCACGUGAGAAACCGAGCAUCGACAAUACGCUGUGUGUCGGGCUACAUACGAUCAAACUUGAGCGAGGCAUGUGCUUCGUAUUUUUAGAUAUGAGUAGAAGCGUGUGCGAUGUACUAUAAACAAACACGAUUGCGACUCCCAGCAAGCACUCUCCACCGCAUUCCAUAGACACGCGCAAGUAAAGAGCAGGUAAGCCUUAGUAUUCGUGGCGAUGCCAGACAGAAUCAGACAAUACACUUCAUUAUGGCAAAAAGAAUGCUAGCUGAUAAAGUAGCAGUAAGCACGCGUAAACUUAGCAUAACUUAAAUUAGUCGCCAAUGUGUGAACUCCUUCACUAAGCGACAGUCAAUCUCCGAAACUUUGGUCCCACUGCGUUAGCCCGCAUGGCACUAACACUCACUCGAACAAGUCAUGGACAAUUCAAACAACAAGAGUUACGUUCAUUACUGAAAAUUCGUUGUAGAAUGUCGAAGGCAUGAAUACCAUGACACCACACAAAGUAUUUCCCAUGCGGAACUUCUACCUAAAAGUGUAGAAGUCACAAGUUGAGCACACAAAUUUGUUAUAAUUCAGAAUUAUGUAUAUCGGCUUAGUAGUGCUUUGGUCUGGAGAAGUUGGUGCGCAUUUGCAAAAUAAAUCAGCACGAAUAACAGGACGCAAAGCCCAGUACAACAGUACCAAAAAGUGAAAAAAAAAAGCUGUCUUCCAUCUCGUGCUGAUUUAUUUCGCCAUAUAUACAUUGUGCCGUUCGUGCCACAUACAACUGCCUAGAAGCAGCCAUAUCCCGCGUUCAAUGCGUUCUUUCGAGAGUCUGUCCCGUAGCCGCAUCAUAAUUUUUGUUGGCAGUGGUGCAGGUUAGACCGUGAGUGUGAUGGCUUUGCCAUUACUUUGCCCAGAUACGUGACUAAGGAAUGCGCCGUGUCUUGUUUCCCUCCCUGCGACCGCAGUCUGUUGUUAUUCAUGUAUUUUGUUUCGUAGAACCAUAAUCAUAAUUUAUCCUGUUAGAGAAUGUGUGCACAUUUUGCUCAUGUCCACGUGCAUAGUUGUCUUUUUUUUUCAUUAUGCUCACUAUCCAUUGAAGCAUUACUUUUAUGUGUGCGUUUGUGAUGUGUAAAACUGUGUCAUGCUGACGCGUUACUGUUAGACUCGAGUUGUUCAUAAAACUUUAAAGAAACUAACCCAAUCCUUUUCUGCCACCGCUGAGCUAUACACCUCGCUUGACGGUGUUAGGUGUUCUUCACAGCGUCCCAUCUAAAGCUACCUCCAUUUAAACCUUUCUGAAUACCUAUCAGAACUUGCGAAAAUAAUAAAUUAGCAAUAAAGAGCAGCGCAAAAGUAAAGAAAAACGAAUUCGCAUAGGUUCACUCUCUCGCCGUGCUACUACUAUAGAUAAUUAUUUCCAUUCGUAAAGCUUUUUCUACCUUGUGCAGUUACGCCACGCUGUUUUCUUAUAGUCCACGCUUCUUCAAUGAAACAUCUGUUUCUCAGGUUUCUAGAUUACAACAUCCCUUGCAUAUAUACUUUUCCCAUAAAAUAGUAACAAUGUUAUUCCCAAAUGAUAAAUGAAACAUCGCCAUAACAAUUGCCUGUGGCGCAACGAGCUUCAUUUGUAUACAACGCUCUUGUCAUACCAAUAAAUGUUUUUGUAUUUACGUUUGAA
Messenger RNA from Rhipicephalus microplus (southern cattle tick), 3948 nucleotides. It is a transcript of the gene Cda4, whose product is annotated as chitin deacetylase Cda4. Gene Ontology annotation, biological process: carbohydrate metabolic process. Gene Ontology annotation, cellular component: extracellular region. Gene Ontology annotation, molecular function: hydrolase activity, acting on carbon-nitrogen (but not peptide) bonds; chitin binding. The record is from RefSeq and is a predicted model, not a curated record. Lineage: Eukaryota; Metazoa; Arthropoda; Arachnida; Ixodida; Ixodidae.